AAACUGUGACACUUUGCUUGUGUCACUCACUCACUCACCAUUGUUAAGACAACAGGCAACAACAAUCCAUCGUCAGGCCACCACAGGUUUGAUUCAUUACCAAAAUGGAGAUUCCAGUUUAUACAUUGGAUGCUUUCACCAGCAUACCCUUUAAGGGCAACCCUGCAGCAGUCUGUCCUCUACAACAUGAGCUGAGUGAUGAAAUGUACCAGAAGAUCUCAGCAGAAAUGAACUUGUCAGAAACAGCUUUUAUUAUCAAACUGAAUCCAUCUGAUAACUUCACUACAGGGUCAAGGUUUCGUCUACGAUGGUUCACACCAACCACUGAAGUGAAUUUAUGUGGACACGCCACUCUGGCCACUGCAAGAGUAUUGUUCCAGUAUGAAAAAAACGUAAACAACAAACUGGUGUUUGAGACCAGAAGCGGAGAGCUGUGGGUUACCCGCUAUGGGGACAAUUGUGUCAUGGAUUUUCCUCUCAACCCCGCAAGCCCUGCAGAUCCAAAUGAGUUCAGAGACAUAAUUAAAGCAGCUGUAGGAAGCCUCCCAGUACAGGAGGUAUACUUGAGUGCAAAGACAAAGAAACUCCUGAUUCGACUGGCGGACAAAUGUGAUAGAUCAGAGUUAUGCAACAUAAAGAUUGAUCCCAUUGCUCUGCAAAGAAGUGACACAACUGGAAAAGUCAAAGGCGUCAUUGUUACAAUAAUAGGAUCUCCAAAUGAACAACCAGGAUAUGAUUUCUACUCCAGAUAUUUUGCUCCAUGGUUUGGAAUCACAGAGGAUCCCGUCACUGGUUCGGCCCACACAGUCUUGGGGAGCUAUUGGGCUGAGAAACUAGGAAAACACAAAUUACUCGCUUACCAGUGUUCUAGCAGAGGUGGAGAAAUGGAGCUAGAAGUGAGAGACGAUGGAAGAAUCAACAUAUCUGGGACUACUGUUACUAUAAUGCGGGGAACAAUCACUAUAUAAUGAAAAGAGAUGAACAAAUUUGGAUCUAUUAAAAAUGUACUACAGUAAAA
This is a messenger RNA of Boleophthalmus pectinirostris (great blue-spotted mudskipper), 1018 nucleotides long. RefSeq names its product phenazine biosynthesis-like domain-containing protein 1. Gene Ontology annotation, molecular function: isomerase activity. Gene Ontology annotation, cellular component: cytoplasm. The record is from RefSeq and is a predicted model, not a curated record. Gene Ontology annotation, biological process: biosynthetic process. Bases 105 to 968 code for a protein of 287 amino acids. The transcript is spliced from 10 exons. Lineage: Eukaryota; Metazoa; Chordata; Actinopteri; Gobiiformes; Gobiidae.